GGUCUAAUGAAGAAUGAAGGAAAACAGCGUUAUGGUGAUGCAUAUAGGAAAUGGCAAAUCGAUGCUCCCAACUUUGUCAUUGAUGGUCACUUUCCAGUCCGAGAACUUUGGGUCCGGGCACAGAAUUGUUGGAGCAGGAUUUUAAGCUCCCAAGGCUCUUCAAUUCUUGUGGUGGCUCACAAUGCUGUGAACCAGGCACUUGUUGCCACUGCCGCUGGAUUGGGACCACAUUACUUUAGGCAACUUUUGCAGAGCAACUGUGGAGUGACCGUGCUUGAUUUUACACCACGUUUUAGUGGUGAUGGGCCUCCAUACACUUGUCUCGACAGACUUAAUCAGACUCCAAGUCCACCAGUUGCUGCGGGUGGAGGAAGAAAAGCACGGUGCUGCCUUGUUCUUGUUUGCCACGGAGCUACUGAAAGUACUGUUCAGAAGCGAUUUCCAUCCUCGGACAAGGAAACCAUGAACAUGCUGGGAGUUAUUCAGUCACGUAAGACAGCAGAAUUACUGCUUGAUGUUAGAGCAGGAAACAUUUUUUCCGGUCCGCAACCUUGCUCUGUGAGCACGGCAGCUUCAAUCGCCGAGGUUCAAGAGGCUGCUGAUUGUCUGGGAGCUGACUGCGUUCCCAGAUACGUAGAGGUUCAAACACUACCUGAAUUAGACGACAUGAAUUGGGGAACUUGGCAGGGGAAACUAAAAGAAGAAGUCGCCCAUCGUGAACGAUGGCAGGACUUUCUCCAGCACGAGACCGUCGAGGGAGCCGAAAGCUUGGCACACCUGUGGGAGCGAGCUGGAAACGCCUGGAAGAAACUCACGCUCAGCCUCAAGGAUCUGGAAGGCACAGAAAACAGCACGGCUGUGGUGGUGGCUCACGAGACGGUUCUCACGGCUUUGCUCGCCCACUGCCUCGAUCUCUCGCAGGCCUUCCUCGGAUCCUUUCGAUUGGACACCGCUGGAGUGUGCGUGAUCGAUUUUCCCGAUGGAUACUCCGGCAAGGGCGUGGUUCGCUGCUGGAACUACACGGCCCAUCUCGGGCGAUGGGCGGUCCCAGUUACGCGCCCAACGCUGGGAGACGAGGAGUUCUAAGGAGACGCGCGAAAACAAAGAUUUUAAAUUUGAAGCUCGUCGGGGGUUCGAAACCCGGCAUAAGCGAACAAAAUCUAGUCUCCAACUUAGGGUUCUUCGUUUGUUCCAUGGCGACGGUGGCAGCGCAGAUAUCCUCGCGCGGGGCGAAUCUCAUUGCUGUGAUUGCGGACGAGGACACCGUGACGGGAUUCUUGCUGGCAGGAGUAGGGAAUGUGGAUCUGCGCCGCAAGACGAACUAUCUCCUCGUGGAUUCCAAGACGACUGUCAAGACGAUUGAGGAGACAUUCCGGGAUUUCACCACCAGGGAGGACAUUGCCGUCAUCUUGAUCUCGCAAUACAUCGCAAACAUGAUUCGCCUCACGAUCGACGCCUACAGCAAUCCCAUACCCGCGAUUCUGGAGAUCCCGUCCAAGGAUCACCCCUACGAUCCAUCGCAAGACUCCAUCUUGUCUCGCGUCAAGCACAUGUUCUCCGGCGAGCCCGCGAGCGCUUCCAGCAGACAAUAGGAAAGAUUUCUUCGCGGAUACUAAACCCUAGCUUGGAUUUUAGGGUUCUUCGCGGCUAUGGAUACCAAGCAAUGGAUCGAGACUGGGCUGAGGAAAUUCCAGGAAGUGAGGAGCCGGCGCCAGCAGCUCCGGAGCGAGGCUGCCGCGGAGGCGAUGGUGGAUCCUCGCGUAAUUCUCACCAGGAAGGCAAUCUACGCGCUCGCAAUCGGCUGGAUGGGCGUCUUGGGGUAUCUCUACACGAUCAAUCGAUCCUGGGACAAGGCCGCUGAGAAGUCCGCCGCUGCUGCCGCCGCCGCGAACAGCCGCCAGCGCGAUGGGAUCUAAUCGAUCGCUCUUUCUUUC
This is a messenger RNA of Selaginella moellendorffii, 1934 nucleotides long. RefSeq names its product probable 2-carboxy-D-arabinitol-1-phosphatase. Gene Ontology annotation, molecular function: proton-transporting ATPase activity, rotational mechanism; phosphatase activity. Gene Ontology annotation, cellular component: proton-transporting V-type ATPase, V1 domain; membrane. NCBI's taxonomy places the organism in Eukaryota, Viridiplantae, Streptophyta, Lycopodiopsida, Selaginellales, Selaginellaceae. The coding region runs from base 723 to 1592 and encodes 289 amino acids. The transcript has 10 exons. Gene Ontology annotation, biological process: proton transmembrane transport. The record is from RefSeq and is a predicted model, not a curated record.